Corythoichthys intestinalis (scribbled pipefish) is the source of this 2054-nucleotide messenger RNA. RefSeq names its product prolyl 4-hydroxylase subunit alpha-2. The transcript is spliced from 16 exons. Gene Ontology annotation, biological process: peptidyl-proline hydroxylation to 4-hydroxy-L-proline. Gene Ontology annotation, cellular component: endoplasmic reticulum. NCBI's taxonomy places the organism in Eukaryota, Metazoa, Chordata, Actinopteri, Syngnathiformes, Syngnathidae. The coding region runs from base 179 to 1861 and encodes 560 amino acids. Gene Ontology annotation, molecular function: iron ion binding; L-ascorbic acid binding; protein binding. The record is from RefSeq and is a predicted model, not a curated record.
UUAUAAUAUUACGGCAUCUUCCAGGAGGUUCUGUACGUGGCAGCGGCACUUUCGCACCCCUUUCUCCGUCAUCUUCACCCAAGGGUGCUAACUACAUUUCCGAACCCCAACAGACGAAGGUGCAGCUUCUUGUGAUUUAAUACAUUCAUUCAGCAAUUGCAUCACACAAUCCAACAAAAUGAGGUGGUUCCUAUUUCCUGUCUCCUGGUUUCUACUAUGCUGCUGCUGGAUCACACAAGCAGAGAUCUUCACUUCAAUAGGCCAGAUGACAGACCUCCUGUACACGGAGAAAGAGCUAGUCCACUCCCUCAGAGAGUAUAUUAAAGCAGAGGAGUCUAAACUGGCUGAGAUUAAAAGCUGGGCCAGGAAGUUGGAUGACUUGACCAGAGUGUCCACGUCGGACCCAGAGGGCUAUCUGGCUCACCCGGUGAAUGCCUACAAGCUCAUGAAGAGGCUGCACAGUGAAUGGUCUCAGCUGGAGAGUCUGGUGCUGCAGAACCCUUCAGAUGGCUUCAUUUCCAACAUGACCAUGCACAGACAGUACUUUCCUGAUGCGGAAGACGAGAAGGGUGCAGCAAAGGCACUAAUGCGUCUCCAGGACACGUACCGUCUUGAUUCAGAGGACUUUUCCAAAGGGAGGCUUCCAGGUAUGCACUCCAAAGCCGUUUUAACCGUGGACGAUUGCUUUGAUAUGGGCAAGACGGCUUACAACGAAGGCGACUACUACCAUGCGGUGCUGUGGGUUCAACAGGCCUUGAAACAGCUGGACGCCGGCGAGGAAGCGGUGGUUUCCAAGGCGUCAAUUUUGGACUAUCUUAGCUAUUCUGUUUACCAAAUGGGAGACCUGCCUCGUGCCAUCGAGCUGACACGCCGCUUGGUGGCCAUAGACUCUAGCCACCAGAGGGCAGGAGGAAACCUGCGUUAUUUUGAGAAGUUGCUGCUCAAAAAACAGAAUGAUGAGAGGCAGGCGGAGGAGCAGGCAGACCAGUCUUCUUCAGAGGAGCCUAUUCAGCUGGGAACCUACGUUAGACCCAAAGACCACCUUCCUGAGAGAGACGUGUAUGAAGCCCUAUGCCGAGGGGAGGGAGCCAAAUUGACUGAAGAAAGGCGCAGCCGUUUGUUCUGUCGCUACCACGAUGGAAGCAGGAACCCUCGCCUUCUGCUGAAGCCAAUGAAGGAGGAAGACGAGUGGGACAGCCCACACAUUGUACGCUACCUGGAAGCCCUGUCUGACUAUGAGAUUGAAAAGAUAAAAGAGUUGGCCAAACCUAGGCUUGCUAGAGCUACUGUCCGAGAUCCUAAAACAGGAGUGUUGACCACAGCCAACUACAGAGUAUCGAAAAGUGCCUGGUUAGAAGAAGAAGAUGGUCCAGUCAUUACCAGAGUCAAUCAAAGAAUACAGGACAUCACAGGCCUAACAGUAGACACAGCAGAGUUAUUACAGGUUGCUAACUAUGGUGUUGGAGGACAGUAUGAGCCACAUUUUGACUUCUCCAGGCGUCCUUUUGACAGCAACCUCAAGGCCGAUGGAAAUAGGCUUGCCACCUUCCUAAAUUACAAAGAUGAGCCUGAUGCUUUCAAAAGAUUAGGCACUGGAAAUCGUGUGGCCACUUUUUUGAACUAUAUGAGUGAUGUUGAAGCAGGCGGCGCUACAGUCUUCCCUGAUUUUGGGGCUAUAAUCCAGCCAAGAAAGGGGACAGCUGUGUUCUGGUAUAAUCUUUUCAAAAGCGGAGAAGGAGACUACAGGACCAGGCAUGCAGCCUGUCCUGUCUUGGUUGGCAGUAAAUGGGUGUCAAACAAGUGGAUUCACGAGCGGGGGCAGGAAUUCCUGCGACCGUGUGGCCUAACAGAAGUGGAUUGAACUUUGACCAUCUACCCUUACGUUCCGCCAACUCAUAAACUCUACACAUACAUGUGACAUACAGCUCCGAAACAUGCAACCUACACAUGAUAUUUUCAUCACCUUUUCGUUGCUGACAUAUUUUUAAAUGAAAUGUACACAUCACUUACACUCCAAACCCUGUCAUGAAUCAAAUAAAUGAUCAAACACACAA